GUCUGGCCCGUUUCGUAUUGUUUGCUUUCAAAACAAAAAUUAUAUUCUCAUAUAUUUAAAAAAAAAUUGAUGUAAAAUUAAAAAAGUGUAUUUUUUUUACAAAGUUGAAAUAAAACCUACAAACGAGAAUACUUUGUGCAGAAUGGCAGGUUCUAUUGAAGAAUUGAUUAAAAAUCUUAAAGAUAUUUCUUUAGAAAGUGAAGAGGAGAAAGCAAUAGAAAUAAUAAAACAUUUAUAUAAAAUCGAAGUCAACAAAUUGGAAAAUUACGAUUUUGUAGAAACGUUUUUACCGCUACUGCGGCUGCAAUCAAAAUCUUUACUUACGGAAGUUGCAAAAUGUAUCGCUGAAAUGACAAAAAAUGAGCCACAACGAAAAAAAUUCACGAAUAAAGAAAUUAUCGAGUUACUUAUUAGAAAUUUACAUAACUUGGAAGAAAAUUUUGAAAUUGAGCCGAUAAUACAGGUAUGUCGUGCUCUUGGUAAUAUUUGCUAUUUAAACGAUGAAGGUCGGUCAUUUAUAUUAAGUUGCAAAGGAGAUGAAGAUUUGAUUAAGUUGUUAAAUGUUGAAUUGAAAGAAGUAAAUAAAACGAACGAAUGUCAAUUUAUAAAAGUACGUGGUGGCCUUAUAUCAAAUUAUUUACUAGGAAACGAGAAUUUAGCAAAACAUGCUAUGGAUUUAAAUAUAAUGAAGUAUAUCGAACAUAUAUUUGAUAAUUCGGUGAAAAAUGUUGAAGAAAAUGAAAUUUUAUUAUUGAACACCUUACCAAUUUUGAGUAUAUUAACUGAAAAUGUCGCAGAUUUGAAUUUUAAUUCAAAAUUAAAUAUUCAAUUAGCCGAGAUAUUGGCAGCUUCCACCAACCCCGACUUAGCUGAACUAUGCCUGGAACUUCUUCAUUACCAAGCUGAAAACGACGAAGUAAAAAUAUUGUUGGCUAAAAGUGGUUUGUGUGAAACAAUUUACAAACUUUUAGAAACAUACAAAAAUCUUGCAAGCAGUAAUGAAGCAAAAGCUCUAAUGAAAUUAGCUUGCGAUUUAAUAGUGUUAAUACUUACUGGAGAUGAAGCAAUGAACUAUUUAUAUUCAACUCCUUUACUGAAAGACAUGGAAAAUUGGCUUGAUUCUAGCGACACGGACCUAUUGACAACUGGAGUUUUAGCAUUGGGCAAUUUUGCCCGUACUGACAGUCAUUGUAUAUAUAUGGUGGAGAAUAAAGUUAUGCAUAAACUUUUAGAUAUUUUAGCUAAAAAUAACAGUGCAGUUGAUGACAUAAGGUUGCAACAUGCACUUUUAAGUGCAUUACGUAAUUUGGUGAUUCCAAAACCUAAUAAAAAUGCUAUAAUUGAAGCUGGUUUAGUGCGUACAAUAUUACCAAUGUUACAAAUACAUCAACCACCGGUUGUUUUUAAAUUAUUAGGUACUCUAAGAAUGACUGUAGAUGGACAAGAACUUCUUGCCACAGAACUAUUACAAAAUGAGGAAUUGAUAAAGCAACUUGUACAUUGGAGUAAGUCCUCGGAUUAUGCAGGCGUAACUGGUGAGUCUUUACGAUUGAUGGCCUGGUUGAUAAAACAUGCAUAUUUAACAAAAGCAACUAUGGAAACAUCUGAAAUAAAAGAAGUUAAUGUUUCAAUUGAUGAUUCCCUUUGCCAAUCCUUACAAAGAUCUGAGAGAACAAGUUUAGAAAAGUUUGUAAAAAUAAACGGAGCGGUUGAAAGUAUGGUUAACAUGCUAACUUCUCAACAUUUAGUAAUGCAAAACGAAGCAAUUAUUGCUUUGAUAGUUCUUUCUAUAAUGUUUCCUGCAGCAAGCAUGACUGAAGAAACAAGCCCAUCAAAUUCCGUUUCUGACAUUAAUCUAGACGAAAUUUACAUUCAGUGUAAAUUAGGUGCACAGCUAGCGGAAUUUCUUCAGCGUACGUCAGAAAGUAUGACAAAAGAAAUAAUUGAAAAUGUUCAAAAAUUAGUUUCUUUGUUGAAAAAGUAUGAAAAACUUGUAACACACUUAGAAGAAAAUAAAAUUGAUGUGCUAUUAGGUUCAAUACCUAUUUUAACAGAGUAUUGUACUUUAUAAGAUUAUAUUUAAAAGAGUUCGCAUUGUUUACGUUUCAAGAUAAAAUUUAGUUUGAAUGAAUGUACAAUGGUUUUGAAGAAGGUUGUAAAAAUGUGGUUGUUCACAGAAUUAAUGUGAAAAUUGUCAAGACAAAUGGAAAGUUUAUCGAAACAAAUGGAAAAUUUUUGAGUAGUAAUUUUUCAUAGAAUACAUUGCACAAAUAUUUAUAAAUAAUAUUUUUAAUAAUACGAUCUACACACUUUAUAUUUAAUUUUGAAUUAUUUAGGCUACAAUUUUACUAUUAAUAUCAUAUCAGUUUUAUUAUCAAUAUGAGUAAGUAAGCCCAUUAAAAAUAAAUGUUUAAACAGAUAUUUUUGAAAGCCAUUAGCCAAACAUUAAUGCUGGGUAUAAAAAGUAUAGAAUUAUAACUAAUUUUGAAGAGUUGUAACUUGCUCAAAAUUUGGAUUACUUUCAAGUUUGUGGUUUAGUUAGUAUGUGUUUUAUAUUAAAAUAUUAAAUUGAAAAAUACUGCAAUUUACAAUUUAUAAUUGCAAAAAUUAAAGAAUGCAAAAAUAUCAAUAUUUCAAUUCAAUUUUUUUGAGAAUUUGAGAUGAAAUCGUACACGAAAAAAAUAUAAAUUUAAAAUUGAAUUUUUUUUUUUUAAGUUUUCGGUAUUCACUUAGGAAAAUGAAGAUAAAAAUGGUUUAAUAAUUCUUUAAAUCAAAUUACAUUUUUCAAUUUAAAUAAUUUCAAUUAGUCACUUUAUGCUUCUUUACAUUUAAAAUAUUUUAAUGUUCUAAUAGUUUUUAACUUGCAUAUAACCAAUCGUUUCUUUUUUUUUUGAAGUUCAAUAUUUUUCAAAUAGAAAUCGGGACCAAGCAAAUAUAAUACUGUACAAGUUAUUUACUCUCCUAAUCCAAGAAAACAAUAUUUUUCUGUUAUUAGUGAACGUACAUUAAUUACGUGCAUAUAAGAAUACUAGUUGUAUAAAAUAAUUCAAAAUAAAUUUACUUUUGUAGUCUAAAUAAAUUUUAUAAAAUUCAAGUCCAUCAAAGUAAAAAAUACAAUAAAACAAUAUAAAAGUAUAAAAAUACAAUAAAAUAAUAUAACAAAAAUUUAUUUUAUGUGAAUUUUGAAGUACUGCCCAAAAAAUUUAAUAGACUAUAUAAAAUCGCUUUUUAUACUAUU
Messenger RNA from Condylostylus longicornis, 3238 nucleotides. It is a transcript of the gene vimar, whose product is annotated as GTPase-GDP dissociation stimulator vimar. Bases 143 to 2071 code for a protein of 642 amino acids. Gene Ontology annotation, molecular function: protein binding; guanyl-nucleotide exchange factor activity. The transcript is spliced from 6 exons. Gene Ontology annotation, biological process: positive regulation of GTPase activity. The record is from RefSeq and is a predicted model, not a curated record. Lineage: Eukaryota; Metazoa; Arthropoda; Insecta; Diptera; Dolichopodidae. Gene Ontology annotation, cellular component: cytosol.